Alosa alosa (allis shad) is the source of this 3783-nucleotide messenger RNA. RefSeq lists its product as uncharacterized. The record is from RefSeq and is a predicted model, not a curated record. Gene Ontology annotation, molecular function: zinc ion binding; histone demethylase activity; transcription coregulator activity. The transcript is spliced from 11 exons. Lineage: Eukaryota; Metazoa; Chordata; Actinopteri; Clupeiformes; Clupeidae. Bases 655 to 3288 code for a protein of 877 amino acids. Gene Ontology annotation, biological process: protein demethylation; regulation of transcription by RNA polymerase II.
AUGGAGAACGAUGGCGUCUUAUGUGUUAGCAAGAGCGUAUGGGCGAUUAAACAUGUUUCUAUAUGAAGUAAUAAGUUAUUCGUAAUGCUAAUGAAAAAUAACUAAACAAGAACCACACAAUAGAAUAGGAGAACAAUAGCCACGCUCAUCCGUCAGUUCAGUUUUCUGUUUCAUUUACCGUUUCAGUGAGAUUUGCAACGAACCCGCAGUAGACACUAAUGCUAUAUCAAGAGGGUGUUUUGCGAUGCGUUUUUAAAAUCAUGUGUAAUUUUGAAUGCAAUUAAGACCUGAGGCAUGCUGUUACAUGCGUAAGCUAAAACAGAGCAUAGAAAACAUUUAAUGAAACAAAAAUCGCUGGACUAGAAAGAUAUUGUUAUCUAGCCAUUUUGACAAUCGAUACAUCUGCCCAACCUAGUAACCUAGCUGGAAGGAGUAGCUAGCUUGCUUUGCUAGCUAUUCUUGUAUCAACAUGGAACGCAUGUGAACGUGCCACACGCGAACCCAGAAACGGCAAGAAAAGGCUGCAGGAGAAGGAAACAAGGAAGCGAUCCGUGAAUAUAGCUAGAUCUAUUAAAGCUAAGUGUUAGCAAAUAUUAUUUCUAAUGCGCGACCAAGGAGUAUGCGACUCGUCACUAAGAGUUGACUGCAGAGGGGAUGUCGGGCAGUAAGGCUUUGGGCGGAGGGGCUCGGCGCCGGCGCACUCGAUGCCGGCGUUGCCAGGCCUGCCAACGCACAGAGUGCGGCGAGUGCCACUUCUGCAAGGACAUGAAGAAGUUCGGCGGCCCCGGCAGGAUGAAGCAGUCCUGCCUGCUGCGGCAAUGCACGGCGCCCGUGCUGCCCCACACAGCGGUGUGUUUUGCCUGCGGUGAGGCGGGGAAGGAGGACACGGUGGACUCGGAGGAGGAGAAGUUCAGCCUGUCCCUGAUGGAGUGCACCAUCUGCAACGAGAUCAUACACCCCAGCUGCCUCAAGAUGGGAAAGGCAGAGGGCAUCAUAAACGAUGAGAUUCCAAAUUGUUGGGAAUGCCCCAAGUGCCACAAGGAGGGCAAGACCAGUAAGGAUGGGGGUGAUGGUUUGGGCAAGCGACGGACGGACAACGGGGAGGUGGGGCGUUGGAAGCUGACGGACGACCCACCUCCCAGCAAGAAGAAGCCCCUCUCCCUGGAGGACGGCCCCCGUCAGGACGGACACAAGCGCAAGAAGGAGAAAGAACUGCCCCAGGAGAGCGCACCCAAGAAGAAGAUGAAAGGUGCCCGAGAAAAGCACCUAAAAAAGAAGCAGAAGCCCAACGCCGACGCGUCCGAGACCAACGGGCCCAACUCCUCGUCCGGUGGGGGUCAGGGCUCGGGCGGCGGCUCCAACUCGGGUGCAGCGUCGUCAGGCGGGACCUCAUCGGCGAGUCAGGACCAGCGUUCACACCAGCGCGAGAAACUCGAGCGUUUCAAGCGCAUGUGCCAGAUGCUGGAGCGGGCGCGCGACUCCACCUCCUCCUCCUCGUCCAGCUCUGAGUCUGACUCUGAGUCCGACUCGGACUCGCCAUCGGGCGGCGCUGCGUCCGACCCCCCCUCGCCUCCCCCGGUCGCCUAUGGCAACAGCAGCAGCAGCUCCAGUGCGGCGCGGGACCGCGAGAGGGAACGCGAGCGGAACCGGCGACUGGCCGAGCUGGGCUUCAGCGCUAGCGAGGACUCGGAGGCCGACGGGCCCGAGGACGAAAAGGACGAGCGGCCCGAGGAGACCACGAGCGGCACGGACAAAUCGACGGCCGCCGCGCGCAGGCGAGGGGCCGGGGACUCGGCAGCGUCUCAGCGAGGAGGUCGCAAGGUCAAGGACGAGCCUCAGGACGAGCAGGGCGGGCCUGACAGGGGCCGCAAGGGGACGCUGCUGCCCCCUCCCUCGCCUCUCUCCUCCAGCCAAUCGCAGCCCUCCUCCGGCCACGGUGGACCCUCGCCCAGCCAAGAUGGCUUCUCCUCGUCGUCCACCAAGCGCAGCAACGGGCAGGAGGCUCGGAACGGGCGCACGCGGGCAGGAGGUGGACGUGAGGCCCAGGAGAAGGAGAACGCCAACAGCAGCGGAGGAACUGGAGGCCUGGCCAACCACCGGCACGCCGGCAGCAAAAGCGGCCGCAGCGGCAGCAACAAGAUCCGUAGUGCCAACCGGCAGAACCAGCAGGGCGGCGCCGGUGGGUCAUCGGUGCGAGGCGGCGCGGGGGGUGCCAUCUCGGCCACCACCACGGCCAACGGGGGUGGCGGGGCGCUGUUGCUGGGCAACCCGGCAGGCGGGCUGGCCGCGUCUCCGCGGUCGCAGACAGCCUCGCGGCUCGGUCACCAGCAGCCGCGCUCGCAGCUGGUCAAGCGGAGCCCACCGGCCGUGCCAUCGCCGCCGCGGCCCGUGCAGAUGGAGCGGCACCUCGUACGCCCGCCGCCGGCCUGCCCCGAGCCCCGCUGCCUGCCCCUGGACGGGGGCGCCUCGCACGUGCUGCCCCGCGACGUCUGGCUGCGCGUCUUCCAGCACCUGAGCCAGCGAGAGCUCUGCGUCUGCAUGCGAGUCUGCCGCACCUGGAGCAGAUGGUGUUGUGAUAAGAGGCUGUGGACGCAGAUUGACCUGAGCCGGCAGCGCUCCAUCACCCCCCCAAUGCUGAGUGGUAUAAUCCGGCGGCAGCCUGUCUCACUGAACCUGGGCUAUACCAACAUCUCCAAGAAGCAGCUCAUGUGGCUCAUUAACCGCUUGGAAGGUCUGCUGGAGCUGGAUGUGUCGGGGUGCCCGUGGGCGUCCGUGUCGGCCCUGUGCCAGGCUGUGUGUCCGUGUCUGCGUCUGCUGGACCUCAGUCGCAUUGAGGACCUCAAGGACUCCAACCUGCGCGAGUUGCUGGCCCCGCCCAAUGCCGACACGCGCUCAGCUCACGGUGAGAACCGAGGCGGGCGCUUCCAGAACGUGACGGAGUUGCGUCUGGCGGGGCUGGACGUCACGGACGCCACGUCGCGGCUGCUAGUGCGCUACCUGCCCCACCUGACUAAGCUGGACCUGAGUCAGUGUGGGAAUAUCACAGACCAGACCAUCCACACACUCACAUCGCCAAUCUCACCACUGCGGGAGAGUCUCACGCACGUCAACCUGGCAGGCUGUGUGAAGGUGACAGAGCAGUGCUUGGCGCUGCUGCGCCGCUGUGCCUCUCUGCAGAGUGUGGACCUGCGCUCCUGCAGCCAGCUGGGCCCGGACGCCUGCCAGCUGCUCUCCUCCCCCACCCCCGCCCCGCCGCACGACCACACAACGCUGCUCAAGAACAGCUAAGGAACCCCCCGCCACACGACCACACAACGCUGCUCUAGAACAGCUAAGGAACCCCCUGCACCUGCCGCAAGACCACACAACGCUGCUCAAGAACAGCUAAGGAACCCCCUGCACCCGCCGCACGACCACACAACGCUGCUCAAGAACAGCUAAGGAACCCUCACCUGACCCCCCGCACCCGCCACACGACCACACAACGCUGCUCAAGAACAGCUAAGGAACACUCACCUGACCCACCUGAUCCCCCGCACCCGCCACACGACCGCACAACGAUGCUCAAGAACAGCUAAGGAACCUAACCGGGAAACCGCACCCACCCCACCCACCCUCAACGCAGAACGCUGCUCAGCAAGAACUGAGGAACCCCACCUGCUUCCCAAGCCCCCCGCACCCCCCGGUCCCCACACACCCGCCUGUCAUGCUUCAGAACAGCUGAGAAAACCCGCCCCAAUCCUGAUCCAACACAACACAACACAACACUAAGCACAACAGGGA